Molecule: messenger RNA, 700 nt
Organism: Selaginella moellendorffii
Lineage: Eukaryota; Viridiplantae; Streptophyta; Lycopodiopsida; Selaginellales; Selaginellaceae
Exons: 4
Coding region: 64-639 (191 amino acids)
Source: RefSeq, a predicted model, not a curated record
UUUUCUUUUUUAUAUGUUGUGAGUUGUCUUAUAAGGAAGAACAAGCUCUCUUCGUUUUGGGGAAUGGGAAGGAAUCUAGACGCGGACGAUCGCGAGAGUCAUGAUUAUAAUGGAGGCGAGCGCGAGGAAUCGAGCAAGAUGAGUACCAAUUCUCCGCGACUAACGCUGCCGCUGCUCAAGCGCGUCGAAGAUCUGGAGCUAAACAUGAGAUCACUGGAAGGGCGUUACAGUCCGAGAUCGGUGAUUGUGGAUAGUGGCGCCAAUUGCUGGUCUUCGUCGUCCGCGCGAUCGUCCAGCCUCUCCACUCCAUCCAGCGCCAGGAUCAAGCCAAUCCUCGAUGCUCUGGAGGAGGUCGAGGAGAAGGGAACGCUGGUGGAGCGCGUCGCGCACUUGGAAGAUCGGCUAGACACGCUGAGCAUGCAUCUCCACAGCGGGGAGUGGACAGCGGCGCAGGUUCCAGCGCUGACGUCACCAGCAGCGGGGAAGGCGGCUGGACACGUGGCAGAGGCGCGGCCGGAGGAUGCUCCAGCAGGGCGCGGCCAGAGUGGCGAAGAAACCAAUCCCCAGAAGGUGAAGAGGAAGAAUAAAAGGAUAUCAGAGAUGCUGAAGAGUUGCUUACAUCCAGUACCAUCUCACUGAGUGUGCAAGCUGAAAAAGAUAUAUAAUCAUAUAUCAGUUAUAUUUUGGAUAUUCUCACCCC